Nerophis lumbriciformis (worm pipefish) is the source of this 636-nucleotide messenger RNA. Lineage: Eukaryota; Metazoa; Chordata; Actinopteri; Syngnathiformes; Syngnathidae. The record is from RefSeq and is a predicted model, not a curated record.
AUGGCAACGGUGCAGUGCGUGUUGCUGCUCGCCCUUCAUAUUUUGCUGAUUUCCGAGUUCAUACUGGCCAAGAGGGACUACUACGACAUCCUCGGGGUCCCCAAAGACGCCUCGGAACGUCAGAUCAAGAAGGCGUUCCACAAGCUGGCCCUCAAGUACCACCCGGACCGGAACAGAGGCCCGGACGCCGAGGCCAAGUUUAGAGAAAUCGCUGAGGCGUACGAGACGUUAUCAGACGAGAAGAGACGGCGAGAGUACGACCAGUUCGGCCACGGCCCGUCAUCCGGCGGCAGAGGAGGAAACUCCGACUUCAACUUCAGGCAGCGCUACCAGUCGUUUAACUUUGAAGACAUCUUCAAAGACUUUGACCUUUUCGGUCAGCAGCAACACUUCCAAAGCCAUCAUCACGCCCACCAAAAGAGGUUCUUUCGGGAGCCGGCGGGGAAGCAGCAGAGGCGGCCGUUUGGAGGAGGAGGACUGUUUGACGACAUGAUCGAGGACUUGGAGAAGAUGUUCUCCUUUAACCCUCACAAUUCCCGGAGCGAAAGCAGAUUCCAGGGCUCGCCCAAGCUUCACUGCAGGACAGUGACGCAAAGGAGGGGCAACAUGGUAAACACCUUCACCGACUGCUCCUAA